AUGCUUAUUCUGUGUGCAAAGCUGAACUGCUUCGGGCGUCACCGCAGACAGACGGCCCCGGCCCCGGCCCCGCAGAUCUCCGGCAGCAGGAGCGAGCUGUGUGCUCCGCCACUUCACUCCAGGAUCAACGGCUGGUCUCUUCCUCUGCAUGGCUUCCAGCUCCUCGCCUGGCUCGUCUACAGCUUCAUGGCCAUCGUCGGCUUCGGCAUCUACUUGCCUCUUCUCCCGGCGCCGUGGAGCUUCGCAGCGUACGCCCUGAUCGGCGCAGUGUUUGUUCUGCAUUUGGUGACUCACGUGGCGGCGGUGACCGUCGACCCGGCGGAUCUGAGCGUUCGGAGGAGGAAGGAUUACUCCAGCCCCAUGCCUGUGUUUGACAACACCAAACAUCAGCACGUCAUCCACAAUCUGCACUGCACGCUGUGUGAGGUGGACGUCGCACCUAAAGCCAAACACUGCAGCACCUGCAACAAAUGCAUCGCAGACUUCGACCAUCACUGCAAAUGGCUAAACAACUGUGUGGGAGGAAGGAACUACUGGUUCUUUUUCAUAACCGUCUCGUCUGCUGUCAUUGGGAUGUUCCUCCUCAUUCUUGUGGUCUUGUUUGUCUUCAUCGAGCACUAUGUGAACCCGGCUGUCCUGCGCACCGCGCCGCAGUUUCAGACUGUGAAAGGCAACGGCACGUGGCUGGUUUUCCUCCCGGCGGCUCCUUUAGAGACCAGCUCUAUCGGUCUGCUGGCGCUGGCCUUCAUCACAGUCCUGCUGGCUCUGGCUGCGCUCUUGCUGCUCUGCCACUUACUGUGCUUCCACAUUCACUUGUUGUCUCAGGGCAUCAGCACUUAUGAGUACAUCGUCCGGAAGCGUCAGUCGCCGAACCCUAAAGAGAAAGAGCAGGGUCCUCCGGCACUGCCGUCUAACGGAGCCACCACACAGAGUCUCGGGCCGCUGGAGUCCCCUGUGAACUGUGACGCGCCGCUCUCCAGCAGGUCUUGUACCUUCAAACUGGAAGAUAGAGGACCAACAUCCGGUGGACUGCCAGAACCCGUCUGUGCUGAGAUGGAGGAGGUGAAUGCAGAGAGACGUCUGGACUACGGCUCUGAAUGCCCAGCACUGAUGAUCCCAGGUGAGCUUGUGAUGUCACUUCCUGCGCACGGGAUAGAGAAGCCUCAAGCCCCGGGACGGAGCAGCAUGAAGCCGAUCAUCCAGGACCCGCUGGGAAGCUCCAUCAUGGUUCAUCAGCAGCUGAUGACGGAUGCGCAGACGCAGCAUUUAGGGAUGCCUUGAGUCAAAAACACGCUAGAUCAAAACAUUUCAAUCUGACUGACUUUAUGCAGCUUCUGUACGGACUUAUGUGAGCCUGCAGCACAAAAGCAGUGUUAAGUCGCUGGGGGAUAUUUGUAGCA
This is a messenger RNA of Sinocyclocheilus grahami, 1400 nucleotides long. RefSeq names its product zinc finger DHHC-type containing 11 (gene zdhhc11). NCBI's taxonomy places the organism in Eukaryota, Metazoa, Chordata, Actinopteri, Cypriniformes, Cyprinidae. The record is from RefSeq and is a predicted model, not a curated record. Gene Ontology annotation, biological process: peptidyl-L-cysteine S-palmitoylation; protein targeting to membrane. Bases 1 to 1281 code for a protein of 426 amino acids. Gene Ontology annotation, molecular function: protein-cysteine S-palmitoyltransferase activity. Gene Ontology annotation, cellular component: endoplasmic reticulum; Golgi apparatus. The transcript has 11 exons.